Apis laboriosa (Himalayan honeybee) is the source of this 1079-nucleotide messenger RNA. RefSeq names its product protein lethal(2)essential for life-like. Lineage: Eukaryota; Metazoa; Arthropoda; Insecta; Hymenoptera; Apidae. The transcript has a single exon. Gene Ontology annotation, biological process: response to heat; protein refolding. Bases 154 to 786 code for a protein of 210 amino acids. The record is from RefSeq and is a predicted model, not a curated record. Gene Ontology annotation, molecular function: protein folding chaperone.
UAUUGCAUAAACAUUUAGUCAAACAUCUUAUUGUGGUCAAGCAGUACGUGAGUGAAUAAAAAAAAAAAGCUUUACAAAAGAAAAGAAAAUUUUAACUAAGAAAAUAAGUAUUCGACAAGAGAUUGAAUUUAUUUUUGAAUUAAAAGAAAAACAAUGUCUUUUUUACCGGUAUAUCUUAACUGGGGAGAAGAUUUGAAGAGAUCUUAUUAUCCCUUUGACCAGCUUUUUGAAUUUCCACUGAAUUCUGAAGAUUUAUCAACAUCUUUCUUGCCUGACGAUACUGAUAUUUUAAUGCUAAGACCUCGUCGUUGUUUUCGCAGAUAUCAGCCUUAUAAAAGAAUUAUAGAUCAUACAUCCAGUGGAACAUCUACAAUACAAGCUGAUAAAAAUAAAUUUCAAGUAUCAUUGGAUGUUCAACAAUUUGCUCCAGAAGAAAUGACUGUGAAAGUUGUGGGAAAAAAUGUAGUUGUCGAAGGCAAACAUGAAGAAAAACAGGAUGAACAUGGAUGGAUAUCCAGGCAAUUUGUACGAAAGUAUAUUGUACCAGAACAAUGUGAUAUUGAUCAAUUAAAAUCAAGUUUAUCUUCUGAUGGAAUAUUGAUCAUUACGGCACCAAGAAAAGAGAUUGAUCCAACAUCAAAGAAUGAAAGAAUUAUUAAAAUUCAAAUUACAGGAAAACCUGCUUUAAGAGAUGAUACAAAACCAAUUGAAAAACAAAAGGAAAAUGAAGUUCAGAAAAAUCCUAUACCACAAAGAGGACAAGAGCAGACAGUAAAAGCUGCUUAGGAAAAUAAUUUGUUGUAAAAUUAUGUUAUAAUUUUUUUAAUAUUUUGUUUUGCAUAUAUAAUUAAUUUAAAGCUCAACUAAAUUCUUUAUGUAAAUUUAUUUUAUAUUUUCUAAUAAAUUAAGCAAUUUAGUUUUAAUUUUUCACAUUUUAGAUUUAAAUGUGAUCUUAGAUUAAAUGACAAACUAAAUUUGUAAAAUAAAUUUCUCAUUUUUAUAAGUUAUUCAUAUAUUAUUUAAGAUUCAUGUGUCAUAAACAUGUUUUUUAAUAAAACUGUUACUGUUUUUGUAUAACU